UCACAAUGUAGAGCUUUUUGAUUGUCUGAUUUCUAAUAUUUUCUUAGUAAUACCCAAUAUAGCGUAAACAUGAAUAAAAUGUACGCUAUUGAAAACCAAUAUUCCAAAAUUCGUCGGCGCAAAAGAAUGACUUUUGAAGAAAGGAAAGACAAAUGUAAGAAACUAAAGUAUGGAACUCAUGUUACUGAUAUGGUGAAUAGUGUUGCUGAUGAUGUGAAAAAAAUUCCCCUUAUUGGUACCGUAGCCAGUAUUUUUGCUUCUGGAAUAUCUAUAAUAGGUCAUAUUACCAAAGCUGGACUGGAUAUCGCUUCUACGGCCUUAGACUGCAAUUCACUACCGUUCGAUGAAAUAAAAAGUGUUAUGAAAGAGAGAUUUAAUGAAAUUGACCGGAAGCUAGAAGACAACGCUGAGGCAUUGGCAGAAAUAUCUGCAUUGGUCAGCAAGACAUUUGCAAGCGUUGAACGGACAAGAAGAGAAAUGAAACAAGGCUUUAAACAUAUAUUGCAAGCUAUGGAGAACAAUGAAAUAAAAAAGAUAGUGGUGAAAAUCAACAAUUUCGUGCAAUAUUUCGAAAAUGAAAGAGAAAGAAUUAAGGGACUGCCGCCGGACGAGUAUGUCUUUAAACUUCAAGAGCCAAAUAGUAUUCUUGAUUAUUUGAGAGAAUCCCGAACCCCUAGAGGCGAUAGUUUGCAAUCAGCGUUGUAUGAAAUUAUUGACGAAGAAAAUGAGUACGCCAUUCCUAAAAACGAAGAUGAUGUUAAGGCUCUUCAAGCACUUUAUGCACUUUUUUAUGGUACGCAAGCGUAUGUGUCUAUAAUGUUUUUUCUAAUGGAGCAGCAUUCGUAUCUAGCCGAUUAUUAUUACAAAAAGGGGAACAUUGAGGAAUUCAACACGCAGCUUGAUUUAAUAAGAACUGUUUUUGAUGACUUUAAGUUUUCUCUUAUAAGUAGUUUUAACAAAAAAGCAUUGAUGAACGAGGUAAUUGAUAUUUUAGCUGAAGUAAAAAUCAAGGAUUUCAUGAAAAAAAGUAGCAAUAACUUUCAUGGAAAAGUAUCAGGUGGCUUGCUAAAAUUAGUGAAUCUUAAAAUUAAAGUCAAAGACAUGGAAUUACCAUUUAUAAAUGAUACUCCUCAACCUGUUGUUCAAAUAUCCCUCAUACCUCCUUUAAUUGAAACUCCCUUUGGCGAUUGGGAAGACAGGUCUAAGGUUAGAUAUGCUGUUCAGCUUACGAACGGUGGCUUAUAUUCCAAGUUUAGUGAAUGGUCUGAACCAUAUACGGUUCAGGGCAAGGCCAGCCCGACCCUUACAAUUCCUGUAGAUCAUAAAAGGAGAACCAGAUUAAUUUUUAGAAAAAUUGAUGAUGAGAAGCCUCAGUUGGUGGGUGUUUUGUCAGAAUCUCAAACCGAAUUUAAAGAUAUCAAUCGAGAUCUUUACAAUGCAGCUGGUAGAAUAGACGAAGAUUUGGCACUGGAUGAAGUGAAUAAAUUGUUAGAACUUGGCGCAGACCCUAAUGCUGUUUUUGAGUUUGGUAGAGGGUUUUUGCAUGCCGCAGCAAAAAAUGGUAACGAAAAAGUAGCAAUGGAAUUUUUAUUGAGCAAAAAUGUAACGGAUUUGAAUGUUAAAGACAAGAAAGGUUAUACCCCUCUGCAUUUCGCCGCUGAAUCUGGUUAUUCGGGAUUCAUAAAAUUUUUGCUGGAUCAUGGAGCUGAUGGAAAUAAGAAGAUUGAUUCAGGACUUUUAACACCAUUGCACAUUGCAGCAAAAAAUGGAUUCGUGAAAGCUGUUCAGACUUUAAUUGAUAGUAACAGUACUAAUCUGAACGAAAGCGACGAGUCUGGAUUUACGGCUUUGCAUCAUGCCACUCUUGGAGGAUCCGAAAUAGUUCGUACACUGAUUGACAGCAAGCGUAUUAAUGUAAAUGCCAAAUCAUUGACUGGAUUAACUCCUCUGCAUUUAUCUGUAGUUAAUGGUGAUCUGAACGUAGCAAAUUCUUUACUACAUAGUAAGGAAGUAAAUAUAAAUGAAAAUGACUACAAAAAAAUGACAGCUUUACAUUUUGCUUCGAUGGUAGGUGAUGUAGAUAUGAUUAAGUUCCUUACAUCGAUGGAUGGAAUUGACAUUAAUGCUUCAGCAGCAAAAAAUAAUUGGACUAGUUUGCAUACUGCAAUUUAUUUCCAAAAUGAAUGGGCUGCUUUAGAAUUAUUGAAACUAAAAGCCAUAAAUUUAAGCUUACUUGCAGAUGGAAACAUCACAGCUCUACAUAUGUCGGUGGCUAAUGGACAGUUAAACGUAGCCGCUGAAUUGCUUAAUAGAGAAUCAGAUAUUGAAGCAAAAACUAGCGAUGGAUAUUCUCCUCUUCAUCUCGCUGCGAUGCAUACGGAUCCAAAAGUAUCGACAAUGUUGCUUAAAAAAGGUGCUAACAUGGAAUCAAAGUCCAGUGAAGGUCUCACACCUCUGCACGUUGCAAUUUCUUCAGACAGAUUUCAAACCUUUCUCGUUUUAAUUGAAGAAGGUGCAAACCUGAAUGCAAAAACACCUGAAGGAUCUACUCCAUUACAUUUAGCAACUGAUUUAGGGAAGCAAAAUGUAAUUGUGGCAUUAUUAAACAAAGGAGCUGAUGCUAAAUCUGUGGAUAAAAAAGGUCGUAAGCCAAUUCAUAUAGCCAUUAUCAAGUACGAUUUGCCUGUGGUCAAAGAGUUCGUAAAGCAUGAUCCGAAAAAUGUUGAUCCUGAUUCUGAUGCGUAUGAGGAAAACAUCAAUUUAACUUACGAAAUUUUGAUGAAUGAUAUAUAUGAUUAUCUCUCCAAUAAGUAUUCUGAAGAAUACCAAGAUUUCGAAGACAUGUCGCCGUAUGAGAUAUUAGAGCAACAAGGUAAAAUCGAUUUGCUAAGAUUAUUGGUCAAUGACCCGUCCCAAGAAAAAGUUAUUGAGCAUACAUUUUCAUUAUAUUUUAAAUUAGUGCAGGAUUGCGUGAAAAAUGAAGAAAUUCAUUCUAAAAAACCGAAAUCAAAGUCACGCAGCUCGUGCGUUCCACCCAUACGUUACCGACGCCAUUACAAUGCGUUAAGCUCAUAUUUCGACAAAAUCAAGAUAGUUGAUUUUAAGUACCGAAACUCAGUAAAUGUUGAUGAUUUUAGCAAACCAGGCAAAACAUACGACUGGAUGGGAGAUUUUUCUUUUUAUCUUAACAGAGUUUUUAACGGGUUAGAAAAUUUUGCACUUGGUACGCCGAAGGAAAUUGAAAAUGAAAAUUAUUUUAUUAAGCCUGAAGCUAAUUUAUACUUAAAUGCAAAUACUGCUAACAAUUUGAUACUUAUAUUAGAUUUAUUCAUAAGAAAGCUUACGAAAGAAAAAUAUCAUUUCCGCAAUAAAGAAUCAUUUGAUUUGGACAUUCAAGCAAUGGCUCUGAAAAUUGCAGAACAGUUUGAAAAAUUUAUGGACACUCAGAAUAUAAACAAACAACAAAUCGAUUUUUCAGAUAUACAUAGAACUGUUUACAAAAUUCUGAAAACAGGAAAUGCCAGUGAAAUACCAAACUUUUUAUGUUCUUUUAUAAAUUCAUAUGCAAACAAAAUUUCUAACUUUGAAAACAUGUUUUCUAUUCUGCAUUGCUAAAGAGGAACACUUGGGAAAAAAAACCUUAAAACACUUAUUUUAAAUACAUUAUUGAAUGAUAUAAAAUUCAAACUUUUUGUGCUUUUA
Molecule: messenger RNA, 3702 nt
Organism: Parasteatoda tepidariorum (common house spider)
Lineage: Eukaryota; Metazoa; Arthropoda; Arachnida; Araneae; Theridiidae
Product: delta-latroinsectotoxin-Lt1a
Molecular function (GO): protein binding
Source: RefSeq, a predicted model, not a curated record